Molecule: messenger RNA, 2891 nt
Organism: Tripterygium wilfordii
Lineage: Eukaryota; Viridiplantae; Streptophyta; Magnoliopsida; Celastrales; Celastraceae
Product: G-type lectin S-receptor-like serine/threonine-protein kinase SD3-1
Exons: 2
Coding region: 265-2661 (798 amino acids)
Biological process (GO): recognition of pollen; protein phosphorylation
Molecular function (GO): protein serine/threonine kinase activity; ATP binding
Source: RefSeq, a predicted model, not a curated record
UUCCACAAAACCUCGAAUUCCACAAAAAGCCAUGUAUUAUUGUAUAUUCCGUAUUCGAUUUCCGAGAUUCAAAAUUCAGUCCACUGCUACUAUCAUGACAAAUAGAAAACCAACACUGCUUUUUCUGCCAUUCUCUCACUCUCAGUGAGUCUAUCUCCACUGACUCAUCUAUGGGUAACUUUACAAUUUGAACUUUGAACUCCAUUUUUUGAGUGUCAUACCAUUUUUCUUGGACCCCAAAAAGUUCUAGUUUUUUCAGCUACAAUGUUUGUGGUUCGGCUUAAUCUGCUGAUUUCGAGGAUACCCAACUGGCAGUUUCAAGGUGUUUGUGAAAAUGUCCCUAUGGUUUCGACGCCUCUUGGUUUUGAGAUUUCUGGGUUUGACGGUGGUCGGACUUAUGUGUCUCAAAAUGGGGUUUUUGCAUUUGGGUUCUUUGAGGGUUUUAAAAAAUUGGACGAUGAUGAUGUUGAUGGAUUUGUUGUGGGUAUAAGGUAUAACUUGGGAGAUAAAGCUGCAAAUGUUCCUGUAUGGACAGUUGGCGGUGGACUCAGGGUUUCUUUGAACUCCACGGUUAAGCUUUCCAUGGACGGAAGGCUGAUUUUGGUUGAAAAUCCUAGUGGUUUAAUUGUUUGGAGUACUGAUACCUCUAAGUCAGGUGUCAAAAAAGCUAACCUUUUGAACAGUGGGAACCUAGUACUGAUGGAUAGUCGGGAUAAGGUGUUGUGGGAGAGUUUUUCUAGCCCUACAAACACCCUUCUUCCUGGUCAGUCUCUCCAUUUUCCUCAAACCCUUAGAGCCCCUUCAACAAAAUCAAUUUCCAGCUACUAUAGUUUUGUGAUUCAUCACUCUGGGGAGCUUGCACUGGUGUGGGAAAGCAACGUUACUUACUGGAGGACUCAUUUUAGUUCCUCUAGUAUCAUCAAGCAAGCAAGAUUUGAUUCUGAUGGUGUUUUGAGGUUAGUUGAGGCUGCCAAUAGCACUGUCUGGUCCGCAUCAAGUGAGGAUUUUGAAGACCCUUCUGUGUUUCUAAGGCAUCUUAGGAUUGAUUUAGAUGGGAACUUGAGAAUUUACUCAUGGGAGAAUGAACUCCAUAGAUGGAGGGUAACAUGGCAAGCAGUUGAGAAUCAGUGUCAUGUGUUUGGCUCUUGUGGUUUGUAUAGCUUAUGUGGAUUCAAUUCUACUGGACCUGUUUGUGACUGUCUGUACCAGGAUUCUGUACGUAGAAGAGACGGCCUUCCCACGGUGGAUUCAGGUGGUUUCGGGUGCAGGAAGAUGGUGGAUUUGGGGAACUGCAAGAUGAAUACAAGCAUGAUGAAACUAGAACAUACAGUUCUUUAUGGUCUCUACCCUCCGCAAGAUGUUGAUGUGAUGCUUAGUGAGCAAGCUUGCAAAGAUCAGUGCUCCAAUGAUUCUUCCUGCAUUGCAGUAACUUCGCAGAAUGAUGGUUCGGGUCUUUGCACAAUCAAAAGAACUGACUUUAUCAGUGGUUACAGGAACCCAUCUGUUCGUGCAACUUCAUUCUUGAAAGUAUGUUCUGUCCCUCUGGCAGUUUCAGAUCUAGGAGUUGAUCCCCAUGGGAAUUUUGAGCAAAGCUCUAUAGAUCCUAGACCAUUCAAAAAUCAAGCAGGUCAUAGCACAAAUGUGCAAGGAGCUAUUGCCUUCAUAGUUUUGGUGACAGUGUUUGGUUUUCUGACAAUGGAGAUGUUUGUCUUUUGGUUUAUUUAUCGGAGACAGCAAAUUGACGCUCAUACAAGAAGUCUCUUCCGGAAGGACGCUCAGAUGAAUCCACAUUACAGCGCUCUUACCAGAUUAUCUUAUGAGGAGAUAAAGGUGCUUACCGGAAACUUUACAAAUCAACUUGGUCCCACUGUUUAUAAAGGGGUACUUCCAAAUAAUACACCUGUGGCAGCUAAAGUAUUAAACGGUGUAAUUGUAACUGAGAAGGAUUUUCGGGUGGCUGUUUCAACUUUGGGUAUAAUGCACCACCGCAACCUUGUACCAUUAAAAGGUUUCUGUUUUGAGCAGAAACACAAGCUGCUACUGUAUGAGUAUGUCCCCAAUGGCUCUCUGGAUGAGUGGAUGUUAAACAGGAAGCCAGACCAAAUUGAAAAGAAUUGGCAGCAUCGGCUUAAUAUUGCUCUUGGAGUGACGCGAGCCCUUGCUUAUCUACACUUAGAGUGUCCAAGAUGUAUCCCUCAUGGAAAUUUGAAGCUACAAAAUGUCUUGCUUGAUGAGAAGUUGCUCCCAAAAUUAACAGAUUUUGGAAUUCAAAGCUUACUACCGAAGGACAGAGCAUCCUCUUCAGAAUCUCCAUCAGAGAGAGAUAUUUACAUGUUAGGGGAGAUAUUGCUGCAAAUUAUAAUAUGCAAGAGAGAUGUUCUACGCGACAAUCUGCACCAUUUAGUUGACAACAUAACUGAAAAGCUGGAACCACGAGGUAGUAAGGAGUCCGAAGCAGUAGAAAGAGUAGUAAGAAUAGCUUUAUGGUGUAUGCAAAAUGAACCAUUUCGGCGACCUUCCAUCGGUGAAGUUGUUCAGGUAUUAGAAGGCACAUUCUUAGUUGAAAGGCCUCCACCGGCUGUUGCUUAUAGUCCGGAACAGAGCGAUGAGGGAGUUGCCGCUGAAAUUCAGGUAUACUCUCAAGAAGGAAGCCGACUUUGAUUGGGAAUGUCCAUCAAUUAACUGCAGCAGGCUCCACAAAUCAAAUUUUUAGGAGACUGUGGAUGUGCCCCUGGAGUUGAUUUUCUUUGUAGUAGUAGUGAACUCCUGGAGUGUAUGAAUUUCCUUAAAAAGUGUAAUCAGUCUUAAUUUGAGAAUCAAAUGAGUGAAAGUUACUGAUCUUUUGAUUUCCUUUUGCCUAUGAAGUGAGACUAAGACUCGCCUUUUUUUUA